Messenger RNA from Culex pipiens pallens (northern house mosquito), 1623 nucleotides. Its product is annotated as elongation of very long chain fatty acids protein 7-like. The transcript is spliced from 5 exons. Gene Ontology annotation, cellular component: endoplasmic reticulum membrane. Gene Ontology annotation, molecular function: fatty acid elongase activity. The record is from RefSeq and is a predicted model, not a curated record. Bases 454 to 1269 code for a protein of 271 amino acids. Lineage: Eukaryota; Metazoa; Arthropoda; Insecta; Diptera; Culicidae. Gene Ontology annotation, biological process: very long-chain fatty acid biosynthetic process; fatty acid elongation, polyunsaturated fatty acid; sphingolipid biosynthetic process.
CAUUACAAACCCAACGGCGUUUACCAAUCCGCCUGAAGCUUCGGGACGACCUCCGUUGAACUUCGCGGCCAGAACGUUUCCAGCUGAAACGUGUAACGUUACGCAUUUAAGGCCACACAAGCUGGUGUGACGGAGUUUUCGCAAGUUGUCGUUCAGUUGCGUUGGCUCAAGUCCGAUUAACUGUUACUACAUCGAAUGCAAAUUUCGUUGGUCCGGAAAAAGCCGAACUUAAGCCGAUACCGAGGUGGUCACUUCGAUAAGUAGAACCUACGGUCGUGGCACAUAGUGCUCUGGUGGAACUCGACCUCGCGUGAUCACGUGUUACAGGGGGUAGUGAAAAGUGGAUUCGAAGGAUUUGUGCUUAACUUUUUAAAGGUAUAAGAUGAUAGUGCGAUUUGGGAGCAAGUGAGAUUGUAGCAGAUAAUUUUAAAAUUGUGAUUAAACAUCCGAGCUAUGGCACUGGUGUUACGUAACUUGUACGAUUAUUAUACGUACCUCUUCAAAGAGUAUAAUGAUCCUCGAGUGGAGCACUAUCCGCUGCUGGGAUCACCAUGGCCCGUGGUUUUGAUCAUCGCACUAUACCUCAAGUUUGUCCAAAACUGGGGCCCUUGGGUGAUGGAAAAUCGGAAACCGUUCUGCCUUAAAACGGUCAUGAACGUGUACAACUUUACGCAGAUCGUGCUCAACGUGUACAUCGGUACGACGGGAAUUUACAAUUCGAUAUUUGCCGACGAUUACGACUGGGUGUGUGAACCGAUCAAUCAAAAGUCGAGUCCUGCCAGAAGAAAGCUACUCUUCGUGACCUAUCUGUACUUUUUGUCCAAGAUUGUGGAUCUGUUGGAUACAGUGUUUUUCGUUUUGCGAAAAAAGAACAAUCAAAUCACGUUUCUACACAUUUAUCACCAUGCCGGAAUGGUGUUUGCCACAUACAUCUUCACGAAGUUUGUAUCAGGCAGCCACGCCACGCUGCUUGGGCUGAUCAACAGUUGGGUGCAUGUUAUCAUGUACUUUUACUACUUCCUGACCUCGUUCCGGCCUGAGCUGAAAAACUCCCUGUGGUGGAAGAAGCACAUCACGCAAGUUCAACUGAUCCAAUUCCUGAUACUGAUGGUGCACUUUGGACUUCCGCUGGUGUUCGGGUACUGUAACUAUCCGGUCUACUUGCUGUUCAUCGGCUUCACGCAGAACGUGUUCAUGUUUACGCUGUUUGCCGACUUUUACGUGAAGGCAUACAUCAAGAAGCGAAAGCCCAAAUCGGUGACCUCCUAGAAUGGCCCGUACUAAACCUAGAGCAGUUGAUUAAAUUUUAAUGAGAGAAUAUUUAAAUGUUUAAAACCACUAAACACACACAACAAACCGCACAAACUGCAUCGCAAGCAAACUCAUAGAUAUUGCCGAACCCGGAUUAUACUCGCAUAACCGCACCACAAGCCACUACAUUUAAAGUCCAACGAAAGCGAUGUCGACUAGCUGUUUAGCAUAGCAAUAGGUUAAACCUUGUAUUUAUCAGUAGUUUUGUACUGCUCACAGCCGUUGGUUCCCGUGAUCGCGAAAGGCGAUGGGAAGCCAACUUGCAAAUGCAAAUGAAUUAUAUAUUAGAAUAAAAUGCCUUAUUUCAAUUGA